This is a messenger RNA of Gastrolobium bilobum, 1346 nucleotides long. Its product is annotated as protein OSB1, mitochondrial-like. The record is from RefSeq and is a predicted model, not a curated record. Bases 77 to 892 code for a protein of 271 amino acids. The transcript is spliced from 4 exons. Gene Ontology annotation, molecular function: single-stranded DNA binding. NCBI's taxonomy places the organism in Eukaryota, Viridiplantae, Streptophyta, Magnoliopsida, Fabales, Fabaceae. Gene Ontology annotation, biological process: mitochondrial DNA replication; positive regulation of helicase activity. Gene Ontology annotation, cellular component: mitochondrial nucleoid.
CUUAGGUCGGAGCCCGCGAAAUUCAUGACCGGCGGGAAAACUUGAUCGCCGGAAUCGGCAUGCUUCGUCGGAGUCUAUGAAACUGAAACCAUUCCGUCGUCUUUCGUCAAUAUUUUCUUUUUCUCCGCAAAGAUGUUUUCCCUUCUCCACGUCCUUAACUCCAAAUCACCCCAGAUCAUCACACUCCUUCGACGACGUCGUUCCUCGUAGCAGCGCCGUUUACAGCCACGCCCUUAAAUUCCAGCGUCCCAUGACUAUUAACUGGCGCCCACAACUGGAGAACACCGCUAGCUUCAUUGGGACCGUGACGCGCGAACCGAAGCGCGUUAACUUAAAAUCCAAUAAGUUUAGUGUUCACACCGUGCUGAAGGUUUCAAGAUCCAAAGAACCUAAUAGCUCCUCCUGCAGGGUGCUUCUGAUGAUGUCGGACUGUGUAGCAGAAUUUGCUUCAAAACACUUGAAACCAAAUGAUUUUAUUUAUGUUUCAGGUUGUUUGGGGUCUUACACUAAACCUGAUGCCAGUGGAAACCUCCAAUUGAACUAUAAGCUACAUGUGAAGGAGUUAAAUUUUGUUGCUCAAAGGCUAGGGCAUCAAGAGCACAAGAAGUUAGAUUCCAUUGAAGCUGAAGUUGGCAUUCAAAAAGAUCAAAAUCGGCUUCACCUAUGGCAAGUGUUUUUCACCAAUCCACAUGAGUGGUGGGAUCAAAGAAAGCGCAAGUUAAAUCCAAAACAGCCUGAUUUUAAGCACAAGGAUACUGGUGAAGUUCUGUGGCUGAGCGAAUAUGAUCCUCCAUGGGUUAAAAGACAACUUCAAUUGCUUGACUCAAAAAUUGCAGGAGGAGGACCUUUUGUUCGUCGUUCUCGUGUCUCCAAUUGGGUUUAUGAUGAGUAGCCGAAAGCAAAAAAAAAAAAAAAAGACGAUUAUGGUAAUGGACGCUUACUUUGUACUUAUGAUUACCAUUUAGAACGAAGUUUACAACAUAGUGAACUUGUUUAUAAUUUAUGUAAGGGAAUGGAAGUCACUAUGAUUAUGAUAGUGUCACUAUUCUCUAGGCAACGCAUCUCAGCUGUAAGAAAGUUUAGCUAGCUCGAUAAUUACUCAAUUGCCAAAAGAAAGAAGAAAUGUUGAUAAUUUGUAUAUUCAGCUGGUUGUACGGCUACCCCAUGUAUCAUAUUGGUAUAGACACACGCAAGCAAAGGGUUAUGUUUAUAUACUCUGAGCUCUCGGUGCUUUGGUUAUGUUUGGAAGUUUUGAACGGGUGCAGUGAAGAUUUUCAAAUGAAAGGGAAGUGAAAAGUGUUUCUUUUCAUUUUUCGGAAAUUGAAUAUAACUUUUCACAUUAUGAA